AUGGAUUUCUCGCAUGUGAAUGGUAGAACCACAAAGGAUAACAACAAUACCUCCGUAAUGUCUAUAAAUCAAUUAUGUAAUACAGACACCGAUUAUCCUGACGAAAUAAAAGAAGCUGCUGCUGUCUUAGAAACAAUGAAACAAAAACCUGUCGUCACAUCAAGUAUAGAAUCAACAGAAUCAACGGAAUCAACAACAACAGAUUCCUCUUCACCUCCUUCACCUCUUGAACCAUCACAAAUAUCAUCUACCCAACCAACAGACGGUAGUUUCAUGUCUAGAAUAAACAAUAUAGGUCUUGUGCGAAAAACAAUGAAUGCUUACGAACAAGGCAAAGCAAAUUCACCUUUUAUAAAAUACACAACAGAAAUGGUCGAAUCUUCAGUAUCACUGAUAUCUAAACCUGUCAUCGAUAAAAUACCACAAUUAGCUCAGUUGGAUCAAUAUGCUUGUAAAGGGGAAUCACGUAAAAGAAGAGCGAGAGGUGAUGGUAGUGACCAUCCACGUAGUUCAUCGCCGUCUUAUCGUUCUCAAAGAAAUCAUCGAUCGUCUCA
This is a messenger RNA of Entrophospora sp. SA101, 554 nucleotides long. The record is from the annotation of a GenBank genome assembly. NCBI's taxonomy places the organism in Eukaryota, Fungi, Glomeromycota, Glomeromycetes, Entrophosporales, Entrophosporaceae.